GAGACUUAAAUUAGAGGGAGCAGAGCAGAGGAGAGAGACAGAGGUUAUGGCGGCGUUGCAGAGAUGAAGAGAAAGAGAGAGAGAGAGAGAGCUGUAAUUCUUCUGGGGGAGUGUUAAAUAAAUGACAACAGCUAUAUUGUUCAGAGGAGAGAGAGAUAGAGAGAAGGGAGGAGGGAGAAGGAGGAGAGAAUUGAAAGCGGGAUUAGCGCUGCAGAGUCCUCAAAGGGAAGGACGUGUGUCCCUAAUCCAAACCAGGCUUUUUGGGCAAUUACCAUACCAACACCAAAUUAAUCAGUCUUCACUCUCAGUCCUUCAUUACUUCUUUCUUUCGAGUUUCUGAGAUUAAGAGCGAGAGAGAGAGAGAGAGAGAGAGACAAAUAGGUAGUCACAAGAAAACAACAAAGAAGAAUUCCCAGAAAAAUACAAAAGAGAUUUGACACGGGACUUUGCCUGUUGCCGCUUUCUCUUAUCUUCGUCAAGUACCCAGAAGAGAGAGAGAAGAGGAGAAAGAGAGAGAGAGAGAGAGAGAGAGAGAGAGAGAGAGAGAGAGGGAAGGGGGGGUUAGUGAGGAUUAAUUAAUAAGGAACUAAUCGUACCCAUUUGAUGAUAAUUGGGUUAAAGAAGUUGAUUAAAGAGGUGAGUGAGUAUCUGAUAUGGAUUUUCUGUCACAAUUGGGUUCAGGGUUAGGUUUAAAGGAGGAGCAAUGGCUGGGUUUUUCUCAUUAGGGGGGAGAGGAAACCAAGGAGAGCAAAAUCAAAAUAACCCACCUACUGAAAUUCCGCCGGAAGCUUGGUUUUGGUACAAAAAUGACGAAAUCUCCUCCUACAAGGGUUUCGAGCUAUGGCAGCAGCAGCAGCAGGAAUUCAUACACAACCGCCACAACCCACACCAGCAGCAAGAUCUUUACUCGUCAGCAGCUGGGCUAGGGGUUGGGCCGAGCAGGAGCUCAAUCAACGUAUCUGACGAGUCGUCGUCGAGAUCCGCUUUCAUGAUGAUGAGAAGCGGGGGAGGGGGAAGCGGCGGGAUGAGCUGCCAAGACUGCGGCAACCAAGCAAAGAAAGACUGCUUGCACAUGCGUUGCAGAACUUGCUGCAAGAGCCGAGGAUUUGAUUGUCACACUCAUAUUAAGAGCACUUGGGUUCCUGCUUCUAAGCGCCGGGAAAGGCAACAACAGCUCGCUGCUUUGCAACAACAAGAAGAGCAACAGCUGCAGCUCCGUGCAGAUAAUCCCAAACGCCAACGAGAAAAUCUCACUAAUACUUCAGGGUCAGAAGUGGGGAAUUUCCCCACAGAAGUGAGCUCUCCAGCGGUGUUCCGGUGCGUUCGAGUGAGUGGCAUUGAUGAUUCCGACGAACAGUUGGCGUAUCAGACGGCUGUGAAAAUCGGGGGCCAUGUUUUCAAGGGAAUUCUCUAUGAUCACGGAUCUGAAAGUGGCUAUAUGGGCGGUGAUCAUCAGAGCUCGUCUGGUGGUCCUCAACCGCUGAAUCUCAUCACCGCCGGACCCACCACCAGCAGUCCCACCAUUGGCGGGGCCUCAACCAGCGGCGGAGGCGGCGGUGCAGCUGGGUCUUCGUCAAGCGCUGCGUUUCUUGACCCAUCGUCUCUAUAUCCCACUCCGCUCAACUCUUUCAUGGCUGGUACGCAAUUCUUCCCAAACCCGAGAUCUUGAAACGACACCGCUUCGCUCCUUGAUCUCUCUGCGCUCCAACCCAUUGGUAUAAAACUGCUGAUGAAGCAAGUAGAAGAGAAAACAAAGAAGGAAAUCAUUGAAAAUGAAGGA
Carica papaya (papaya) is the source of this 1780-nucleotide messenger RNA. The record is from RefSeq and is a predicted model, not a curated record. Lineage: Eukaryota; Viridiplantae; Streptophyta; Magnoliopsida; Brassicales; Caricaceae.